Messenger RNA from Osmerus eperlanus (European smelt), 1282 nucleotides. It is a transcript of the gene arl14, whose product is annotated as ADP-ribosylation factor-like 14. Lineage: Eukaryota; Metazoa; Chordata; Actinopteri; Osmeriformes; Osmeridae. The transcript has a single exon. Gene Ontology annotation, cellular component: plasma membrane; cytoplasm. The record is from RefSeq and is a predicted model, not a curated record. The coding region runs from base 229 to 867 and encodes 212 amino acids. Gene Ontology annotation, molecular function: GTP binding; GTPase activity. Gene Ontology annotation, biological process: vesicle-mediated transport; intracellular protein transport.
GUUGAACUUUGACCCUUGUCUUUGUUUGAUACUUUAUCACAACGCCAAAGUUUAUGGCCAGGCAGCAAUAGCUUAUCUAGUAACAGACACCGCAUUCGGUAAACACCGGGGUGCGAGACAAAGAAAGUUACGGGAAGAGUAGAGAUUCUUAUUUAUUUUUAACGUGAGGAAAAAGAGAAUAUUUUUCCGUUGAACUUGUGCAGCAGCCAGCACGAGCCUGUACAACCGAUGGGUCAGAGGGGUUCAGCGCCUCAACAGGAGGCCCGGGUUCUCCUUCUCGGUCUCGACUCAGCAGGCAAGUCAACACUUCUCUACAAGCUGAAGUAUAACGAGUCGGUCGUUACCGUUCCGACCAUCGGUUUUAAUGUGGAGAUGCUCGAGGCGAGGAGGAAGCAAGGCAAGGUGGAUCUGACUGUGUGGGAUGUUGGAGGACAGCGGACCAUGCGCCCGUACUGGCGGAGCUUCCACCAGGACACUGCGGGGCUCGUGUUUGUAGUGGACAGCUCGGACCGGGGCCGGUUAGACGAGGCACGGCGGGAGCUGGAACAGACUCUGCGUAGCGAGCUCCUCCGAGGCCGCCCGGUUGUCAUUCUCGCUAAUAAGCAGGACGUUGACGGAGCCGUUACGGCCACGGAGAUCACGGAGUUGUUCAAUCUCAAAAAUAUGUGCUUGUCCCGGGACUGGUUCGUGCAGCCCUGCUCAGCGGUGACCGGUACCGGGCUGCAAGAGGGAUUUCAACGUGUGGCGCACCUGCUUAAAUAUCCGUCUGAAGACAACAUCAUGCCUUACCACUCGCACAGCAUCAGCAAUACUGUGAACUACCUCCGGUCCAAAUCCGUCAUCUCAACGGGAAACAGUCCGGAUUAACUCGGACAUUCACCGAUUUCUGGUGUAGGCCUAAAGAUAUGUUAUGUUUAAGAAUGCGUUGAUUGAUUUAGGCCUAGGAAUUAUGAAACACUAUGUAGGCCUAAAUGAACUGUAAUCAGUGUUUUAUCUCUAGGUUGUUAUUUUCAAACCUGACUCAGAUGAGAUGUCUGUGUAUGUAGUCUGUUAUAAUUUAUAUUAAAAAUUAUAAUUUAGCUUUUCUGUGAAGCACAUUUGGGACGUGUAUGAGUGUAAACUCACAUCCAACGUUCUCUAUAAUGUUUGAAUUUGAUAUUCAUCCAUAUAUGAAUCCCUAUAUGGGGGGGGGGGGUGUAACCUUUAACCCGGCAGUGAUCUGUGACAGUCUUCUACGAGGUAACACUCUGGUUCUUAUUAAAAACCUUUUUAUUGACCUUCA